Molecule: messenger RNA, 2363 nt
Organism: Phascolarctos cinereus (koala)
Lineage: Eukaryota; Metazoa; Chordata; Mammalia; Diprotodontia; Phascolarctidae
Gene: TFDP1
Product: transcription factor Dp-1
Biological process (GO): regulation of cell cycle; regulation of transcription by RNA polymerase II
Cellular component (GO): transcription regulator complex; nucleus
Molecular function (GO): DNA-binding transcription factor activity, RNA polymerase II-specific; RNA polymerase II transcription regulatory region sequence-specific DNA binding
Source: RefSeq, a predicted model, not a curated record
GCGGAGCGCGCGGGGGUGAAACUGACACUUUGGGCCAGUCUCUAUGGGGCCGCUCGUGGCCGCACGUCACCGCGUUGCCGGCACGUCACGCCGGCUUGACGCUCCCAGUACAAAGUAAGAUUAUUGUUUCUUCUCUGGAGAGUGAACGUCUAAAGAAUUGAUUUCAAGGAUCUGGUAACAUGGCAAAAGAUGCCGGCCUAAUUGAAGCAAAUGGAGAGCUAAAGGUUUUUAUAGACCAAAACCUCAGUCCUGGAAAAGGAGUUGUUUCAUUAGUAGCCGUUCAUCCUUCUACAGUGAGCGCUGUUGGGAAGCAGCUCUUGCCCAAAACUUUUGGACAGUCCAAUGUCAACAUCACCCAGCAAGUGGUAAUUGGUACACCUCAGAGAUCUGCUGCGCCAAAUACUAUCCUUGUAGGAAGCCCACAUACGCCUAACACCCAUUUUGUAUCACAGAACCAGGCUUCAGACUCCUCACCGUGGUCGGCGGGGAAGCGCAAUAGAAAAGGAGAAAAGAAUGGCAAGGGAUUAAGACAUUUUUCAAUGAAGGUUUGUGAGAAGGUACAGAGAAAAGGAACCACUUCAUAUAAUGAAGUGGCAGAUGAGUUGGUCGCAGAGUUCAGUGCUGCUGAUAACCACAUUUUACCAAAUGAAUCACAGGCUUAUGACCAGAAGAAUAUAAGACGAAGAGUCUAUGAUGCCUUAAAUGUCUUAAUGGCCAUGAAUAUUAUCUCAAAGGAGAAGAAGGAAAUAAAAUGGAUUGGUCUACCAACGAACUCAGCUCAAGAAUGUCAGAAUUUAGAGGUAGAGAGGCAGAGAAGACUUGAAAGAAUAAAACAAAAGCAGUCUCAACUUCAAGAACUUAUUCUACAGCAAAUUGCCUUCAAGAAUUUGGUGCAGAGAAAUCGUCAAGCAGAACAGCAAGCCAGCCGACCACCACCUUCCAACUCUGUCAUACACCUACCCUUUAUCAUUGUGAACACCAGCAAGAAGACAGUGAUCGACUGCAGUAUUUCUAAUGACAAAUUUGAGUACCUAUUUAAUUUCGACAACACAUUUGAAAUCCACGAUGACAUAGAAGUAUUAAAGCGAAUGGGGAUGGCUUGUGGGCUAGAAUCUGGAAGCUGUUCUGCAGAAGACCUAAAAAUGGCAAGAAGUUUGGUACCUAAAGCUCUGGAACCAUAUGUGACAGAAAUGGCUCAGGGAUCAAUCAGCAGUGUAUAUGUCACAUCAUCAUCAGGUUCAACUUCAAGUGGCACAAGGUUUUCUGCCAGUGAUUUUACCAAUGGUACAGAUGGAAUGUUGGCAACGAGUUCCAACGGCUCUCAGUACAGUGGCUCCAGAGUUGAAACUCCAGUAUCUUACGUUGGGGAAGACGAUGACGAUGAUGAUGACUUUAAUGAAAAUGAUGAUGAAGACUGAUUUCUUGGCGUGUAGACGUUUCCCUCCCUUCAAAUUCAGCUUCAGGAAUAAAUUGUUCUAGGGAAGAGAACUUUUUUUAAAAAUGUGGAUUUUUAUUUUUAUUUUUGAUCCUACCCCUAAGGAAAUAUUGGUAAGCUGUUGAAUUUAGAGAGUGCGGCUCUGAUAAGCAAGCAAGGAUUGUUUUUCGUAGGAUUUUUAAAAUGUGGUGUGAAUGUGUGUUUUGAUACCAGUGUGCUAAUGCAGAUCCUUUAUUUACUCGGUAGGAUUUUGUGUUUUGUUUUCUAAUAUUUUUUACUUGAAGGAAUGUCCAUUUUGCCCCAUAACAAUUCUCGCUGAAUUUGUUGAAGAAAUUGUACUUCAUCCACAUCAAUGAAAAUAAAAGGCUAUCCUUUUGUGGAAAAUGGUUCACUGAAUGGCCAUUUAUUUGCAGAGUGUUUUGAGUGGUGCCACUAAUUGAUGGAUAGCAAAUGAUACGUUUUUAUUUUGCUAAAUUAUUCAAUGUCCAAAGAACCAAACAAAAAAAAAGUUUUACUUUUUUAAACAUUAAGCUCCAUAAAUGCUAUGAAUUUAUUUCCCUUAAAUUAUAUUUACUGUUGUAAUUCCAUCAAGUUUAUAUAAUUUUCCUCUAUAUGUUGGUAUGUAUGGAUUAAAAAGGUUAAAAAAAAAAGUUUUUGUUUGGCAAAAGUUUACUGCCAUGCUGGUGCAGCUAUAUAAAAUAUCUUGAAGGUUUGGAAUGAUUUAUUGCUUAUGUAAAAUUUGCCUGAUUUCUUACAGGCAGACUUUGGAAACUUUUUAUUAUAUAGUUGUUUACAUACUUAUAAGUCUAUCAUUUAAAGACAUGUACAGAAACAAAUGUUUGUAUUUGUUUCGUAAGCAUCUUCCUGUAAUCUAUUAUAAAGUUGAAAUUAAAUAUAGAAAAUGUUUUAACAGUUUUUUAACUCAAAA